AAAGCAAAAGCUAACAAGGUCAGGAGGAAGUCACAAAGCUCUUGGAGCAUUUCAGAGAGCACCUCUUGACAACAGGGCGCUCUCACGUUUCUACACACAACCCAUGUUUUAAACUAGGAGUACUCUGGACUUGGCAGGAGAUUAAUUCACUGAUGCAAGAACUGCAGGGCCCUCAACAACUGUCUCAAUCCUCACAUAGCCCUUGUCACUGCAGGAUCAGAUUGCCUCAUGAACUCUGAUCUGAUCGCCACGUAACUCCCUGAAGAAGGGCACAGCUGUUACUCCCACCACGCUGACUCAAAACCGAGUGUGGUUCAGGAGCAAAACUUGAACGAUGCUGAACAUCCUUAACCCAACUCCAGAGGUGCAGAAUUGAACACGCUUUCUAAAUCCAGGCUCAACGCUGGUUGUGUGAGAUGUUGCCAAACGCUGGCAUCUAUUACUUCCCGUGGGAGAUCAGCAGCUCAGUCCCAGAGGGGGAGGCACUGAGGACGUUUGGCAGGUUAUGCUGCUAUGACCUGGCCCGCUCCGAAGCCAUUCUCACUGCUCAGCACCGUGCAGCCCAGCACCGGGUGUGCGUCGACACCAGCUUUGUGGAGCCGUUCCAAGCCCAGCUGGGCUCUCUCUACAUGGUGCUGGGAGAGGCCGAACACAGGGAAGGAGAGGGUCCCGUGGUAAAGGCCCGAAUAUUGACCUGCGUGGAAGGGAUGAAUCUGUCUUUGCUGGAACAAGCCGUUCAGGAGCAGAGAAAAUACUUCCACGAAAGGCAGCAGCGGAUGGGAAACGGCGUGUCCUGACGGCAGCUCCGAAACCCACCGUGCGCUGCUCCUUGCAACAGCGAUCCCUUUGGCUGGGAAAGGGUCAGCGCACUAGCCUUUUUGCAAUACAUCUUUUUGAAGUAUAUUUGGGGGGGGGGAGCUUUUUGCCAUGGUAGCAAAAAGAAGUUGCUAAGCAGGGAAAUGCUUGAAGGCUGUGAAUCAGUACCUAGCUGUCUGUGGAGCUGCUCCAUUCAUGAUCACUGAAGAUAGCUCUGGGAAGGAGGGUUGUUGUGUGUUUAGAAGGGCGGUUAAGGACCAGUCCUUUUGUAAUGCAAGGCUUGGCAGCAGCCAGGAAAGAGAGAUGUCUGUAAAUCUGUAGUGAAACGGCUGCUUGCACCCACACGCACCUCCAGAGCAUAUCAGGUCAUGGGGCAAUCAACAGAUGGGAGGUAAAGGGCAUUUGAGUGAAGUUCUUUGUCCUGCAUGGCUGCAGGUCCACGGGGCAAACGUUCAGGGACCGUGACUCAGCUGCCACACAAGAGCUUUCCUGGUAGAGCGGUCACGUGUCUGGAUUGAUUUAAACCCUCUUGCCUGCUUGGGCAAAUGCAUUAGGGCCUGCUGAAACCCCAUGGAUGAUGUAAGAGAAUUUAACGCGGUGCCCUUCUUCUUCUAAGUACUUGGUGUGCAUGGAAGUGCUUGGCUUUUAACGAGUUGUAAGAAGAGGAGAUGAAGUUACAUCAGAGCCGCUCUGAUUUGAAAACAAGUUGCCCACCCAGCAGAAUUAAAUUAUCAAAAAAAAAAAAGAAAAAAAGAAUUGCUAAUGUGAGACAGGAAUAAAAUGUUAGUGAAAGAGAUAAAACUCACUUUUGCUACAGGAAUCCCUGGACCUGGAGUGAGUUGGGACUACACGUCACAGGGAAGUUCAGCUACCUGCUGUCUUCUCUGUUUACUCAGAUUUGCUGGUGAAAUGUUCAGAAAAUAGGGACUGAAGCCAUCCAGUGUGCAGAAGCAGAUCAAAAUGCAACAGGUAAUGGCAAAGUCCCAUGCAACCAGCAGGCUUGAUUCAAGAGUCUGAGAUUGCUCAGUAAUUAUAGCACGUACUAUAAUUUUAGUCAUAGUUUAGCCUUACAUUUUUUCUUCAUACAGUUAUCAAGCUCCAAAAGCCCUGUCUCACAGCAUGCUCGGUUCAGCCCCAGUCUAAAAGCGUCAUCUCAGGAGGCAGGAUUUUAACCUCCUUUUGCAAAAGGUCAUGCUGUGUUUAUCCAUAGACUGUUCUGUCCCAUCGCUUCUGCCUUCCUCCCCUCCCUUAAAUUUUAACCAAAUGGCCAGGUUUGAGCCCUUUUUCCAGAGCUGGGAAUAUCCAAGAUACCAAGUUCCUACAAGCAUCGUGAAAACAAAUGGCCAAGUAGAGGAGAGCAAAGUCAGAAGUUCCUCCAGAGGGAGAUGCAUCCGUGCAAACAGCCUUCACAAGGCACCAGAGAACCUGCCCGGAGUUCGCUGGGGACACACCGAUCCGUAGCCGGGCCUCCAGCUCUGCCAACCACACAACUGUGCUUUGGGGUGGUUUUUUUUUCCCAAACAACUCAGCAAAAUCAGGAUUUGCUGCAGCCGUCAAGACAGCUAGUUAACUAGUAACAGGCAGAGAUACCCCCUUGGAGUCCUGAAGCAUCUUUAUGUCAAUUAAAGAAGGUCUUGAGCUCAUCCUGCAAGCGAUUGCUGUCUGUGCUGCACACUGAGCAGCCAGCGAGCUGCCUCGUCUUGUUCUGCCCAUCCGUGGGGCCACGCAGCUCCCCAAACCCUGCAGAAGACAGACCCAGGUCCCUGUUGCGCUGCUGUUUGCAGAGCCACCAUGCACAAUGGUU
Molecule: messenger RNA, 2620 nt
Organism: Struthio camelus australis
Lineage: Eukaryota; Metazoa; Chordata; Aves; Struthioniformes; Struthionidae
Source: RefSeq, a predicted model, not a curated record